Messenger RNA from Acanthochromis polyacanthus (spiny chromis), 1608 nucleotides. RefSeq names its product SET domain containing 6, protein lysine methyltransferase (gene setd6). The coding region runs from base 134 to 1522 and encodes 462 amino acids. The transcript is spliced from 9 exons. Gene Ontology annotation, molecular function: protein binding; protein-lysine N-methyltransferase activity. Gene Ontology annotation, biological process: peptidyl-lysine monomethylation. The record is from RefSeq and is a predicted model, not a curated record. Gene Ontology annotation, cellular component: nucleus. NCBI's taxonomy places the organism in Eukaryota, Metazoa, Chordata, Actinopteri, Pomacentridae.
CUGUAAAUGAAUCCGCUUCCUACGAGUAGCCGUGAGGAUCAAAGACUUUUUUUUCGUAGUGCGCAUGUGCAAGUUAGCUUCGUAGCUAGCAGUAGCACCCUGCAAAUUUGGGGCUUGUAACUACAUUUUGAGGAUGGCAACAGAAGCGAAACGAGCCAAGGUGGUUGAUGGUGCAGAGCUGAGCCCCCUGCAGAACUUUCUACAGUGGUGUGACAGAGUGGGUCUGGUACUGAGCAGUAAGGUGUGUGUGAGUAAAGAGGGGACUGUGGCUGAAUAUGGGAUGCUGGCUACAGAUGAUAUAGAAGAAGGAGAAGUUUUAUUCACCAUCCCCAGACCAGCUCUUCUUCACCAGGGAACAACUAAGGUUUCUGCCUUGUUGGAAAAGGAGAAAUCCUCUUUGGAGAGCUCCUCAGGCUGGGUUCCUCUGCUGCUGGCUCUGCUGUAUGAGUACACGUCCUCCCAGUCCCACUGGAAACCCUACCUGUCACUGUGGACCGAUUUCAAGACGCUCGACCAUCCCAUGUUCUGGUCUAAAGAGGAGAGAGACAGUCUGCUGAGGGGAACAGGAGUCCCAGAGGCGGUGGACACAGACUUGGCUAACAUUGAGCGGGAAUAUACAGACGUGGUCCUGCCUUUCAUGAUCAAGCAUUCUGACCUGUGGAACCCAAACACACACACACUGGAGCUCUACACAAAGCUGGUGGCCUUCAUCAUGGCCUACAGUUUUCAGGAGCCGCAGGAAGAGGAAGACGAUGAUGAAGAUGAGGAAGAGGAGAAAGCCCCCAACCCUCCGAUGAUGGUUCCCAUGGCCGACAUGCUCAACCACGUGUCCAAUCACAACGCCAACCUGGAGUUCACGCCGGACAGUUUGAAGAUGGUUUGCGUGCGGCCCAUUCCUAAAGGCGACGAGGUGUUCAACACGUACGGACAGAUGGCCAACUGGCAGCUGCUUCACAUGUACGGCUUCACCGAGCCGUAUCCGAGCAACAGCAAUGACACCGCUGACAUCCCCGCCGCCAAUCUCUACAGAGUCGCCACACAAGGUAUCCAGUCUGAUCUGGACCGGCAGCUGAGGGAGGAGCAGUGGGAGAUGGUGUGUGAGAUGCUGCCGGAGAAAGCAGCCUUUGUGUUCGGCAAACAGGGCUGCCUCACAGACACAGAGCUGCACACUGCACUCAAGGUGCUGUGCAUGUCAGCCGAAGAGUUCUCAGAGUUCAAAGAAAACGAAGGCUGGGAGGAAGAUGAGGACGACGAGAAGAUCUCCCAGGCUUUCUCCAACGACGGUCUUCCUGAAUUAAAGCCUUCAUGGAAAAGGUUGAUUCAUGAGACGGCACGUCUGACUCUGAGAUCAUACGGAGAUGGAGAGGAGAAGCUGGGGGAAAAUGCGGUGGACGGCGACCGAGCGCUGAUGGAGGAUAAAGCAGCACUUGCAGGUCUGAGCUGCAGGCAGCAGAGGGCGCUGCAGGUUCGCUAUGGACAGAAGAGAAUCCUGCAGAGACUGAUGGAGCUCACAAAGUCAUGAGUCCAACUGUGACAAGGAGGGAGAUCAGUUUGUUAAUCAUUAAUCGUCUUUUUCACAACACGCAAUCAAUAAAUAUUUUUCUUGAA